ACGCUCUCACGGCUGUUUAUUCUCUCCAUAUUAUCUGGAGAGAGCGAGUGUUUUGUGAACUGAAAUAACCGAGUUAACUGAAACAGGAGAGGGGAUUUCUAAUCUCAGUGGAUCAUGACAUAUGUCCGUCUACAAUGUUGAGGGCAGCGGGUCGUUGUGGCUGUGCGCAACGAGACAGGUGUGUUACCUGUGGCUGUGAACGCUGGAAAGGGGGCAGGCUUGUUGUUUUCACUACCCUGUGCUUUCUUCCGGCUCGGAUCACCAACAUGCCGAUGAAGUGAAUCGCUUUGGUUUGACUUGACACUGUUCGGCUAGUCGAGCGCGUUUUGACGGUGUCGCGCGACUUUAAAUCCACAGAUUGAUCGGAACAGUUCGUGACGAUUCAUGGGCAAAGACACGCGCACCACCACUCCCUGAUCAUUGACAAAAGCCGCUCUCAAUUGAACUCCUAAUAGCGUUCGUUGUACUGACGCAUUACCGAACCGGGCUGCAGGCAAUAUGUGCGAGACGGUGAUGGCCGUGUCUGAUCUGGACACGGAUCCUCAUCCACCGGAGAACGGCUUCGUCACACCUGAAAUUAAUAAAUCACCCGGUUUACUCUCGCAUAUCGACGGCGGCGUUUUGCCCCGUCUGGGAGGAUUUGGGAGAUUUCAGAAAGAGCUGAUCGUUUUGACGUGGAUCCCGGCCCUAUUUAUCGGCUUCAGUCAAUUUUCCGACUAUUUUCUCCUGGCUCAUCCGAACAACACGUGCCUGGCAUUGCACGAGAAUAAAACCAACCAGUCGACCGGUUUUGGAUAUAACGUUAGCGGCGUGAAUAAUGGGAACAACGGCACAUCGCAUUGCAUCUGCAUGCAGUCGGGAUAUGAAUUGAAAGCUGGACUCGAGCACAAUGUUGUCACCAAGUGGAAUCUGGUGUGUGACUCCGCCUGGAUUGUUCAUAUCGCCAAAUUCUCACUGCUGGUGGGCUCCAUCUUUGGAUACUUGGUGUUGGGAGUCUUGUCAGACUGGUUUGGCCGUCACCCUGUCCUGAUCCUCUCGGUCUUCUUCACGCUGGUGUUCGGCAUGACGGUGGCCUUCUCCGUCAACGUCCCCAUGUUCGGCACCCUGCGCUUCUUUGAAGGCUUUUGCUUAGCGGGAAUCAUGCUGUCUCUCUAUGCUCUGAGGAUCGAGCUUUGUCUACCCGGCUUGCGUUUCUCCAUGACCAUGGUGGCUAACUUUGUGGUGUUGGCUGGACAGCUGCUCCUGCCAGGACUCGCGGCUCUCUGUCGUGAUUGGCAGAUCCUGCAGGUGGUCAUAAUCGGUCCACUCCUGCUCAUGCUGUCCUAUAUCUGGAUUUUUCCGGAGUCUCUGCGCUGGCUGCUUGCUACCCAACAGUACAGCCGCUCCAAAUGGAUCAUGCAGCGGGUUGCAAAGAAGAACAACAUCAAUCUAGAGGAUGCUGAAGAGCUGAUGACAGAGAUAAACAAAGCCCUUCCAAAUCCGUCCAAGAAGACGUGCAUCGUGAGAAUGGUUGGCACAAGGAACCUCUGGAAGAAUAUCGUGGUGCUCUGCGUCAACUCACUAGCAGGUUAUGGCAUCCACCACUGCUUCGCACGCAGUAUGAUGGACCCAAACAUGGAGACAACCACCAUGUUUCAUAACUUCUACGCUGACUACUACACCAUGGCGGGCAUCACCGUGGCGUCCUGCGUGGCGCUGUGCCCUGCUGUGGGUUUGAUGGGUCGACGAGGAGGACUCCUCAUGUUCAUGAUUAUAACAGCUCUGGCGUCUCUUCUUCAGCUCGGCUUGCUCAACUUGCUGGAAAAGUAUAGCGUUCCUCUGAAUAUGGGAGAAUCCUCUGGUACGCUGAAGUCCAACUUUUCAGUGGCUUUCUCCAUUAUCGGCAUGUUCUCCUCCCAUGCUGUCAGCAACUUAAGCAUCUUCUUUUGUGCUGAAAUUACCCCUACUGUUAUUAGGGGUGGUGGUCUAGGUCUGGUCCUUGCCAGUGCCGGUUUUGGCAUGCUGACAGCACCCAUCAUGGAGCUGCAUAACCAGAAAGGCUAUUUCCUGCAUCACGUGAUUUUCGCCUGCUGCACUCUUAUCUGCAUCAUUUGCAUCCUGCUGCUGCCAGAGCCUCGAAAUCAACCUCUACCAGAAAGUUUGGCUGAUGGUGAAAGUUAUACACGCCAACCGUUACUGCCACCCCGCAAGCCAGGAGAGCGCUCUCUGCUGACCAAGUCUGAUAGCCGCGAGUAUGCGAGGGUUGGUGACACGCCUCUCCAUGAAGCAGCUGCGACUGCCAUUUCAACAAUGGACUCUACAGCGUCAUCCGCCAUCGAUAUUCAUGCACUCCUUGACGUCCCUGUCCAUCAACCACUUGGUCCGGUACAGCUCCUCAAUAUGAAGAAAUUGACUUCUUCCCAUGAGCAAGAUGAAAUAAAGGAAACCACUGAAGAGUAUCCCACAACUGUCGUCAUGCACGAGUCCCCGGCUUCGUCUGUAGAGGACCCUCUCCUGGGCUCGAUCCCAAACACAUCUACACCGGUCGUUAUUAAUUCUCUUCGUGCAUCUAAAAUGGAGUCUCCCCCUGAUGUUAUUUUAGACGUUUUACCUCUUUCCACUGUGGACAAGUCUUUGAUCACUGAUUCGGUACAAGAGUCCCCUGCAACUUCUUUGAUUGAUAAUUCCAUAGCCUCAUCUAAUGAGCUUCUACCUCUUGCAUUUCUAGAUGUAGUUAAUCCUCCCACUGCGGUAUCUCCAAUGCCAGUUGCCAAUGAUAAUGACUUCCAACCUGAGAUGGACUCUUCAAGUCCUCUUCUUGACUCUCAAUUGCCUUGUAUUGUCAGUGACUCAAACAUUCAGCUUGCAGAGGACUCUUUAGAUGCCCCAAUAGAAGAUGCUAUUCCUCUGUGCAACCUAAGUGUGACUGAUCCAUCACACCUGUCCACUGGACAGUCACCCACUCCCCCUUUCUCCAAAGACUCUUCUGUUUAUCUAGCCAAUGAAACCGAUGAACCACAUUCCCCAACAGAACUCUUAUUACCACCAGUACUAGAUUCCCAGGUACAUACCAUCCCAGCUCAAUCCCUCUCUUCGCCUAUAGAUUCCGGCAUUCCAUUUUUACACUGUCAUGCUCCCUCUGCAAUGGACUCCAUAGACUCUGGCCCUUCUUCAACAGCUGCCCUUGAGCCAUCAACAACCAUAAAUAAUGGUGCUGGUCUUCUUAGCACAGCAGUUUCAACCACAGUGGACUCAACCACGCCUCAUGCUUCAGGAACAGACUCUGUUACAGAAUCAGGCACCCCCAUCAUUAUGAGCUUGACCGUUUCUUCACCAAUAGACUUGGGUGUACCUUCAGCCAUUGACUUUACCACUACAGAAACCAGCACUGCCAACGAAGUGUCAUCCUUAUGACAGUCAAAUUCAUUCCACCCAAGUUGACAGCCUUAUUUUAAGAGAUAGUUCUCGUCACUUGGAGGCCCCGUGAUGGUCAUUUCAAGUGGGAGAAGUAUCUUUGCUUUCCAGGAGCCAUGACCCAGGAGAAGCAAAACAAAGAUGAGGUAUAAAAUGAUUUGACUAAAAGGGAACCACCAUUAGUAGGUCGAUGCCCAAAACAUUUUUACUAUCCCUUGGUGUCCAGUGGUGCCGAUGUCUGCUUUUUGGGCAGCUAGAUUCAAAACUAUGAUGUGUUAUCAUUGAGUUUCUAUUAAAAGAGUAAGAUUACUUGAGGCAGGUUCACAUUGGAGUAACAUAGUAAUUAGAUUAGACUUUUGGGAAUUUCAAAGUCUAAAGACUUGACGGUAACUGAAAACAGUUCAAGGGUAGUCAGAUGUGAACAGCGCUAAGUAUUUUUCUCAUAAUAUAAGAGUUUAAAUAUAGACUUAAUUCCACUCAAAGGAUUAUGUUGGAAACACAGCAUUUGUGAAGUCCAGUAAUCUAGUCUUUUUAUAAUAUAAAAUAUGCGUAUAAAGUGCAUCAAGAAAGAGCACUAUGCUAAAUGUGUAUGGAGAUGCUGUAUAUGUUUCAAGAGAAUAACGCAGAAGCCCAACACUAUGUCGGAAAGUGUGCCUUUAAAGGCAAAGAUCCUUUUCAAAAUUAUGUAUGAAGAAAAACACUUCCACGUUUAAUAGUAUGCGUGAAAACGUGUCUUUCUGAAAUCUGACAAAACUUAUUUUAAAAUAGACUGCUCAGAGUGGUUUACUUGUUUUAAUAAAGCUAAUCACCAGGUUCUGGUGGGGAAAGUGUAAUUUUGAGGAAUACAAAAGAUGCUUAUAACAGACAAAAGACUAUUUCAAGACUUUGUAACUGUCUAACACGCUCAAUCAAGUGUAUGCAACAGACUUAUUGUGAAUGUGAAAACUUUGAUGAAAUUUUGUAAUUUAUGCUGUUGUGGUACUGAUGUGGAGCUUUACAUAAAAAAAGAAAGAAAAUAUUAUUUUGUCUCUAUUAAUGUGUGCGCCCAUUGCUAUUUUGGGCAUUUGUUACCAUAUCUGUGUGAAUGUAUGUGGCACUUUAUCUUUUACAAUGACAACAAAGCAUGUGAACAUUUUAAACAAAACUUGUAAAAAAAAUAAUGAAAACAAAUCUGAAUUAGAACUGUCAUCUCUUUUUUGUGGGUCUUAUUUUAAACCCACAGCAAUAAUGUAUUCAUAAUAUGCCAACCAUAUUUUUGGGAAUAACACAUUUUUGGUUAUUUGUUUUGUUUUGCUGUUGCCAUUGUUUUUGAUUGAUCACAUCUAAGAACAUUAAUAUGAAGUAUAUUUAGUUCUAACUGGCCCAUAAUGGUUGAUAUUGAUCACAAGGUGCUUAAUGUAAUUUUAAAACUAUCACUUAAAAUAGCAGGUUCUGAACAUUGCAAAAUCAAUGGAAAAUGCAUAAUGAAAUGGUAAUAUGACUCUCAACCUGCACUAGACAGCCCCCUAAUAUCAAUUUCUACUAAUUAAUCAUUUUAUCUUGAUAAAGUUCAUUUCCUUUGCUUUUUAUUAAUGUUCAAUAUUUAAAUAGGUUUAGGUGAUCCACAGUAUUGCCAAGAAAAAUGUAUUAUGGCCACAGAGCAUGUAGGAUUAUAAAAUGUUGUAAAAAAGUAAAAAAGGUGAUUUGUUUACCAAAAUUGUGUUUCUGUAUUAUAAGUGAUUCCAGAACAGAUGCAUUUCUUUUUUUUUAAAUCAGAAAUAUCAUGGCCUUCAGUCUGAUUGCCUCUUUUAACUAUUUUAUAGAGACAGCAGAAUGACUUGUUACAUUUCAUAUUUCGACAUGGGUGGCGACAUGAGUCAUUAAAUAACUAGCAUUUCAGGUCAAAAGAAGUCCUUGAAGGACUCUUGAAUCUUAAAAGAAUCACAGCACUUGACUGAUUGUCACGCGGCUGACUGGUUUAACAUGCAUUGGCUUUUCAAUGCCUUAUAGUUUGGACAGAUCUAAAAGAUUGAUGUCUUAACUGCCAAUUGGAAUUCUGUCAUUUUGGAUUGAAUGAACAAUUUGGGCCAAAAUGAAUUGUUUCAUACUGAUAUCCAACUCCAUUUGGAAGAAAAAAACACGCAUCAGUCAUGUUUACCUGGCACUAAAUGAAUUCUAAUCAAAUUGAAAAGUGGGUUAUAGACAGUUAACUUCAAAUGAUUAAACCAUGUGUUGGUAGCUACAAACAUGUUUAUAUGAUCUUAUUCAUAUAAUUUAAACAAAUAAACUGACUGCAGUAGAAGAUAGUUACUCUGAUGUUUGCUGUCUGGCCCCUUGUAGCAAAGCAAGGAAUGUAACACGUACUUGCAUUGCAUUAUAAAUUGUCACAUUUUUUAACACAAUGAUCCAUGAAAUGGAGCUGGUGUAACCAGAAGCAUUUGCAUUCACGCGUGUGAAGUGUUUAAUGCCUCUGUCUGCGCUAUAGAGCAAAACUUGGCCUUAAGAUCACGCUAAUCUAUUCCUCCUCCACAUUGAACACUCAGCUCAUUAUUUGCCACUAUAUAGACAACAAUAGCAUUUGCAUGUUACAUUAGAACAAAGAACAUUCUUUCCUGAACGGUACGCAGCUCUGAAACCGAACAGGUUCUGUGCCAUAGUUCAAAGUAUAUAGCUUAAUAUGAGGAAGCUAUGUUGCAAUGACCCUUCCUUAGCCAGUGGCAACAUUCAUUAUAUAAACUCAAGCCAUUCAUCAUUAACAUCAUCACCAGCACAUCGAUCCUAGAUUUCAUACUUAAAUGUCACGUUUUUGGUGGGGCAUCAUGCAUAUAUUGGAAAAUGUUACACUUUAGCAUGCCAGGGUUGGCAGCUUGCAAUAUGAGGGAACAGUGUUUAGGGUUAAAUUGCUGGUUAGCGGAUCAACCAGAUCAUAUUUAUAUAAUUCGAAGUUAGUAUGUUAUAGCACCCUCGAGGUUAUCAAAACUGUGGUAAUGCCAAAUGUGGUACUGCUAAGCUUUUCUGCAGCCAAUGGUCUGAUGUAUUGGAACAAACUGAAAACUUGAGAUUAGUUGUCCAAUACAAAAUAUUUCAAAUGCACUUGGUUUGUGAUCGCUUGAGAAUACCUCUUGUACUUGAAUGUGGCAGUAUUCCCUCAGAAUGUAUGGACCAAGAGUACUGGCACGAGGGUGAAUGUCAACCACUGGUUGUUUGGGUUUCAUCUACAUUUUUUAACAUAAAUAAUGCUCUUGUAUAUAAAACCAUAUGUGUCGUAAUAUACUUUAUUGAAUAAAAUCUAUUUAUUGAUUACUGAA
This is a messenger RNA of Misgurnus anguillicaudatus (oriental weatherfish), 6680 nucleotides long. It is a transcript of the gene slc22a23a, whose product is annotated as solute carrier family 22 member 23. NCBI's taxonomy places the organism in Eukaryota, Metazoa, Chordata, Actinopteri, Cypriniformes, Cobitidae. Gene Ontology annotation, cellular component: membrane. Gene Ontology annotation, biological process: transmembrane transport. The record is from RefSeq and is a predicted model, not a curated record. Gene Ontology annotation, molecular function: transmembrane transporter activity.